AUGGCUCGAUCGUUGCCAUAUGAUGACGAUUCUAUCAAAGCUCAUCUCCAAUCUGCAUCACAAGCAUUAGACUGUUCUCUUGACAAUCAUCGCUUACCCACACAUCAGUCUCAACGAAUUUCAUCAAAUGGAAGAUCUCGAAUCAUCGUUCAUACAAGAAUUCGAUCGCCCAAACAUGGACGUAUUUCGAAAGAGAAUCGGAUUAGAAGCACUGAUUCUGAUCCACACUCAACCUCCGGUAUACUCGCAACUCAAUACAGCUCGAAAAGAACGAGUUUUUCAAAUUCAGUUGAAGGUAGACAAAGUAUAGCACCCGAUCUUCAUCGUACCGCGGAAUCUCCAUGGUAUCGAUCACCGUUACCGGUAGAUACAAAAGAUUUGUUUUCAAACACGAAAGACUUUCAUCAAAACUCCAAAGACGAUACAACGACGCGAAAAAAACGUAAAGCUGCUUUGUUCUCUUCAUNGACUAUUAUACAUAUAUGUUUAGUACAUAUGUAUAUAGGUUGUUCUCUGCCGUCGGAUGACAUUCACUUUCUCUUCGUGUCUUCGACACUUCUUCUUGUUUUUCUCUCUCGUGUGUUGUGA
Adineta ricciae is the source of this 588-nucleotide messenger RNA. Lineage: Eukaryota; Metazoa; Rotifera; Eurotatoria; Adinetida; Adinetidae. The record is from the annotation of a GenBank genome assembly.